Messenger RNA from Entrophospora candida, 759 nucleotides. NCBI's taxonomy places the organism in Eukaryota, Fungi, Glomeromycota, Glomeromycetes, Entrophosporales, Entrophosporaceae. The record is from the annotation of a GenBank genome assembly.
AUGGAUAAAGAACAUUCACCAAACUUAUCUAGAGUACCAAAAUGUUUUUGUAAACAACCCGCAUCUGUUUGUCUAUCUGAAAGAUCAGGAACUCUUAUUUACGAUUGUCAUUAUGUUAAGCAUGUUAAUCCUUGGAAUUCAGGUAUUUUGCUAGAAUAUGACGAUAAAAAUAAAAAGACUAUAUUAUGCACAGUUUUCAAUUUAGCCAAUUAUCCUGGAAAGGAGAAUAGAAUAUGUGGUUUUCAUGUACAUCUACCAUCAUGGAAUAAAAUAUGCAAUGGAAGAAUAUUUAAUGCGAAUAAUCGUGAACUUAGCACAUGUCCUUUUUUUAACUUUACGUUUUGUGUAGAAUUUCAAACUAUAAAUCAAUACCCCAUCAACAUACCUUCUGUGCCAAGAUGUUAUUGUAAAAGACCAAUUGUAUUGACAAGAAUUACUACACCUGGUAAUAUUGGAAGAUGGUAUAUGGCUUGUGCAAGUUAUCACGUACCAGGAGCAAAGCCUAAAUGUUCAUUUUUUAAGUGGGCUGAUGAAGUUUUAUAUGAUAAAAAUGACCAAUGUUUUCAUGAUGAUUUUUACAAAUUUGAACAAGUAUUUAUUAGGGAACCAACUUAUCAAAGUUGGCGAAAAAGAUUGGUUUACAUUCAAGAUGCUCAUAUUAACAAUCGUGAUGAUGACAAUUUUUUAGCUAGUAUCAAUAAUAAUUUUAUACAUUCUUCUGAUCCCACAAGAGUGAAGAUUGCUGGAUUAGAUUUUUAG